Molecule: messenger RNA, 788 nt
Organism: Dalotia coriaria
Lineage: Eukaryota; Metazoa; Arthropoda; Insecta; Coleoptera; Staphylinidae
Product: larval cuticle protein A3A-like
Exons: 2
Coding region: 275-784 (169 amino acids)
Cellular component (GO): extracellular matrix
Source: RefSeq, a predicted model, not a curated record
GUGUGAUGAAACGUGCAAGUGUAGUAGCGAGUAGCGCCAACUGGCGGUUACCAGCAGCGAUGGUGACCUUAUCCGAGGUGUGGUCCUUUCGAAUUGUGAAGGUAUCCCCACGACGGUCAGUGGUGUACCGUUUAGAGUGGUACCGGUGCCACUUCUUUAAACUUUGAGGCAUGCAGAACGAAAAAAUGAAGUGGAAAUGAUGCUUAGUAUAUAAAGAAGUCCAACUUAGAGUUUAUCAUUGUAUCCAACCAGACACAAACCAAUAGACAUCAUCAUGGCAUUCAAGGUUGUUGCUUUCUUCGCCCUUUUGGCUGUGGCCAACGCUGGUCUCCUUCCCGCUGCCCCAGUGGCUUACGCCCACGCCCCUGUGGCCUACGCCGCCCCAGUCGCCAAGGCUGUUGUUGCUGAAGCCUACGACCCUCAUCCACAAUACAACUACGGAUAUGGUGUUGAUGACCAUCUGACUGGUGACAGCAAGAGCCAACACGAACAACGUGACGGUGAUGUUGUCCAGGGUUCUUACUCAUUGACCGACUCUGAUGGUUUCCGUCGCACUGUUGACUACACCGCUGACCCAAUCCACGGUUUCAACGCUGUCGUCCGUCGUGAACCCCUUGCCGUUAAGGUCGCCGCCCCAGUUGUUGCUAAAGUAGCUGCUCCAGUCGCCUAUGCCGCCCCAGUUGCCCAUGCUGCUUACGCUGCCCCAAUUGCCCACCACGCUUACGCCGCCCCAGUGGCUCAUGCCGCCUACGCCGCCCCAGCGUACGCUGCCUACCAUCACUAAGCAA